CCUCAACAGUAGACUUGGGGGGCUGAUGUAGGUGAGGCUCAACCAUCCAACACCACCUUGAGCAAGGCGUGCUUGUGGCAGACCAUUAACAGACGGAAUGGCGGGAGUGAACGGUGACCGUAAAGGGAAGAAGGAUGACAACGGCAUGGGCACGGCCGUUGACUUUUUGCUCUCUAAUGCCAAGCUUGUGCUUGGGGUCGGAGGAGCUGCCAUGCUUGGCAUUGCAACACUAGCAGUCAAAAGAAUGUAUGACCGUGCCAUAAGUGCUCCGACCAGCCCUACUAAGAUGGAACCAUCAGGGAAAAGGAGUUGGGAAGAACCAAGCUGGAUGGGCUCGUCACCACGGGUACUUAACCAUGACAUGAGGUCAACAGUGAGCAGGUCACUGCAGACUCUACCCACCUCCUCCAACUCCUUUGAACCAGACUGCAUGCGGAGGGCGGCGGGGCGGGGACGUAGCGCUGCAGGGGAGACCGACCUCUUCCGGGCCAGGAUGCGCCUCUCCUUGCAGGAGAAACUGUGGGAGUACUACCAGGAGCGUGUGGCCAUCCCCGCUGAGGAGCAGGCCACAGCCCGCCGGGCUGCCCUGGACAUCUGCGCAGAGCUGAGGAUCUUCCUGCACGCCAAGCUGCCCGACAUGCCUCUCCGAGAGAUGUACCUCAGCGGCAGCCUCUACGACGACCUGCAGGUGGUGACAGCGGAUCACGCUCAGCUCAUGGUCCCUCUGACCUUGGAGAAGAACCUGUGGUCGUCAGUCCCCGGGGAGGACACCAUCAUGAACGUUCCGGGCUUCUGGCUGAUUCGCAGGGAGAACCUGGAAUACUUCCCCCGAGGCAGCAGCUACUGGGACCGCUGCAUGGUAGGUGGCUACCUCUCCCCCAAGUCUGUCCUGGAGGUGUUCGAGAAGCUGGUGGCGGGCUCCAUCAACUGGCCGGCCAUCGGCAGUGUUCUGGACUACGUGAUCCGGCCGGUGGUUCCCUCGGAGACGCUCACCCUGGAGGUCCAGUACGAGACAGACCGCCUUCUUUUCGUGGACUUCCUGCCUCUGCUGGUGAUGGACGACGGCGCCUCGCUCAUCGCCAAGCCACACAGGCUGGCUGCGGAGCGCCAUGAAAACCUGUGGCGGCAGAGCUUCCGCGUGGCGGAGACUGCGCGCCUGCGGGCUCUGGACCAAGAGGACGGGGGCUGCCGCUGUGCCUGCCUCAAGGUGACUAAAGCCGUGUGCAAGCUAAACCCGGCCCUAGCGCGCCUGUCGGCCAGUCAGCUGACCAACACCAUACUGCUAUUGAGCGAGAAGGAGGGCGACUGGACCCAGGAGGCGCUGGCUGACCGCUUCCUGCAGUUGCUCCGCUCUCUAGUGGGACACCUAGAGGCUGGGAGGCUCCCCUGCGCCCUUGUCCCCAAAGUCAACCUGUUCUGUGAGCUGACGCCAGUGGAGGUGGAUGAGCUAGGAUACACCCUCUACUGUUCCCUCUCUGACCCAGAGGCACUCCUAAGGACUCCUCAGUCUGACUAAGUCUGGUCAUGGGUUCGAGGGUUUAGGACAGAUGGUAUAAAAUUCUAAGAUUCCAUACUGCAGAAGAGGAUAGGAUAUGUAAUUCAUAUGCGCUUCAGAUAUGGACCAUGUCCCCUGUGACCAUGUCGCUGUGUGAUUGAUUCAACAUCGCGUCUCUGGAGUCCCGGUUUCAUCGAUCAAUAUGUUUCUCUUGUACUUUUUAUUUGUGUAAUUGUGUUUGAUAAAGUAGAAAUGCAAAAUCAACCACUUUAGUAUGGGGGUUUAACAAUGAAUACAGGAUCAUCCAAAUUUACAUUUUUUACAUUUAAGUCAUUUAGCAGACGCUCUUAUCCAGAGCGACUUACAAAUUGGUGCUUUCACCUUAUGACAUCAUACCAGUUGACAAGUAACUGGUAUAUGACAAAUACCAGUUAAACCUCAGAUGAUGAAACCAGUCUCUUCAUAUGGUCCCUAUGCUGCACGUAAGCCGUUUCUAAGUAGUACUGUUCAGAGGGGUAUACUUUAAAAGCAUGAUCAAGGAGUUUGCCAACUAACUUGCCUAGAUAUCCUGAAAUAACUUCAAAUGGGCUUGGUCUAAUUGACUUAACCAAAAACACAAGUUUAGCUUAAUGAACCCCAAAAAUAAGUUAUUUCUGUUUGUUUAUCAAAGUUGAAACUGUUUUGUAGUAUACCCCUUGGGUUAGGACUCUGUUUGUUGAAUUGGGGAUUUCAUUGGCUAAUAUUAUGUAGCCAGUUUGGAUUGAAUCGUGUCGAGGGGGGGGGGGUAUAUAUAUAUUCAUUAUAAUUUGUGGGAAUGGAAAUUGGGGUUUAUUUGAAAGCUAUUUUGGUGGCUCCAUCCUCAGAUUGCAGGUCUUUCAAACACAUAUUAUGAUGGGUAACAUUAGUUUAAUGCUAGUUAAUAUCAUGUCUGAACAGAGGCAUGAAAAAGAUCUCUCAGAACAAGCCUCCAUAAUCGGCUCAAGCAUUAUUGUUCUCGACAUUUCUAGCUUACUAUUAAGCUGAGACUUGGAGACAGGGUGCUUCUUACACUCUGCCAUGAGAUGCCAGUUCAGAUGGAUGGAUAGUUUGGUGACAGCGUCAAUACUGUCGCCCCUAACAAGGUAAAUGGUCUUAAGCACUAUUGUGGUCCACUAGGAAAUAAGACCAGUGAAACAUGACAGGGGGUUGUUCUUCUACUGCAGGGUACUUAUAGUACUGUAGCCUGGUAUCGUACAGUUUGUGCUGUAGCCAACUCUUCUCGGUGUCGUGUUUGGCAUGGGAAGGUUAGAAGAGUUGCUUACAGUGCAUACAGUAUGGGACCAGGCUACACUUAGCCUACUCUACCGCUCUAACUGUGUAAAUGGAUAGAAUGUAAUGUUUACCAUGUGAGCCGCCGCAAAAGCAAAUAAAUUAUUGUGGUACGACUGAAA
Oncorhynchus nerka (sockeye salmon) is the source of this 2925-nucleotide messenger RNA. Its product is annotated as mitochondrial dynamics protein MID51. The record is from RefSeq and is a predicted model, not a curated record. Bases 98 to 1516 code for a protein of 472 amino acids. Gene Ontology annotation, cellular component: mitochondrial outer membrane. Gene Ontology annotation, biological process: mitochondrion organization; positive regulation of mitochondrial fission. The transcript is spliced from 5 exons. Lineage: Eukaryota; Metazoa; Chordata; Actinopteri; Salmoniformes; Salmonidae.